AUGCAUGCUUAUUUGGCAUACGGAACUCAAAACUACAUAAAAAGUACUUCCAUUAUGAAGGCAGCUUAUAAUGUGGAUGGACAUAGCAUAAAUGCUUAUGACAUACAAAGCUCCAUUUUGGGAAUCCGGCCGCACUAUUCUACACCGUGGCUUCAGACACUUCUCUCUCCUGGAAAAAAGUUCAAGACGGGGAGCGGCAAUCAUCCUUAUGCCAUUGAAUACCCUGAAUUGCUUGUUCAUUUUGCGCUUUGUUCAAGGGCAGACUCGGACCCUGCGGUUCGGCUUUACACGGCAAACAAUGUACUCCAUGAUCUUAAAGUCGCUAAGGAGGAGUUUAUAAAAGCUACAGUUUACGUUCGCAAAGAAACGCGGAGUGUUCACCCAAUUUGUUUCCCGCCAAAUCCCCAAGGCCUCAAUGCAAAUUACAGAACAAAAUUCUCUCUAAAUCAAUUCACAGGAACUUACUCAUAGUGACAGAUCCGAAUCAUAGGAGAAGAACCAAUGGAUCUGAGCGACGAAGUCAAGACUGCGCACAAGCGAACUUUCCUGAAGUUUUUCGAACAAACUAACUAAAUGUGGAGCUCAAAAAGUCAUUUGACAAAAUGUUCGCUCAAAAUCGCCGCCGGUGUAUAAUCAAUCUCGCGCAUUUCUACCACUUCGGGGAAGGCUCCGAUUUGGCUCGCAGGCUUCUGCAAAACCCAAGCGAAUACGUGCAGCCACUUUGCGAUUCUGUGACUGACAUGGUUCGGGGCAUGAAUGCCAAGUACUUGAAGGAAGGAGAACAAAUAAUGGUCGGAUUAGAGGGCCCUUUUGUUUCACGGAGGGUAACCCCCAGAGAACUCUUGUCGGGGUUUAUUGGUUCCAUGGUCUGCGUUGAGGGGAUUGUAACUAGGAAUAAAUUCCUUGUACAGACCUAUUUGCACAGAGCCUGUACAGGGUUUCUCACAUGAGGGUGGACAUAUACGAAUAGCUUUUCUCUUGUAACUAAGGGAGUUGUAUUCAAUUGUGAUUUUUAAAGACUUUGAUGGACUUUUUUUAAUUUCGUGGAUAUUUUAUAGAUUUAUAUGGAAUUAGUGGAAGUCUUUCGAUAAA
Molecule: messenger RNA, 1092 nt
Organism: Olea europaea var. sylvestris
Lineage: Eukaryota; Viridiplantae; Streptophyta; Magnoliopsida; Lamiales; Oleaceae
Exons: 7
Coding region: 1-471 (156 amino acids)
Source: RefSeq, a predicted model, not a curated record